This is a messenger RNA of Ostertagia ostertagi, 987 nucleotides long. The record is from the annotation of a GenBank genome assembly. Lineage: Eukaryota; Metazoa; Nematoda; Chromadorea; Rhabditida; Trichostrongylidae.
AUGAAAAUGGUCGAGCAUGGCCCAUACGAGUUUGAUUUUGAUCCCACAGAGGUCGGGGAUCUGUUCGACUCAGUUUCACAGCUCCUAGCUCGCGAGCCUAGCCUUCUACAGUUGGCAUCCGACGUGUGGAUUUAUGGCAACCUCGAUGGCAACUAUUCCACUGUGUACCGAUGGCUACAUUCAAAUGGAUGGCCUCCAAAGCGAAAAGUUCUAUUUCUCGGGGGAUACACAGCUGAUGGCCAGUAUUACUCGCUGGAAACUAUCACACUUCUCUUUGCCCUCAAGAAACAAAUGCCGAAUCAUGUGUAUCUGUUACGAGGUGCUUCAGAAGUUUAUCCUAUACACAUAGAAGGCCGUUUUUCUACGGCAGAGUCACUCGAAUGUUUGGAAGGAGUAAUUCAGCGAGCAUGUGGGUACCUGCCACUGGCUGCAACCGUUGCCGAUACGAUCUUCUGCUGUCACGGUGGAAUCACUCCUAGGCUUACAAAAUUGAGUGACGUCACCGACAUCAGACGCCCGAUACAUCAUAUCAGAAAGGGCACAGUUGCAGCGGAUCUCAUUUUCAGUGUGGUCAGCAAAACGGCUGGACUCAUACCCGGCGCCCGUGGUCGUCGAUUCAAUCCCAUGUGUGACGAAACGGAACUUGUUCUCAGAGCACUGGGAAUGGAGAUGCUUGUCAGAAGCAGAAAUCCUGUCAAACAAGGAUAUCAGUCGUUCGGAGCACGAACGCUUUCGAUCUGGUCGGCGCCAGGAGAAUCGAACUGCAAAGCUGGCGCUGCAAUUCAUGUCAACUGCUCUAAAGUGCUGACAAUUGUUAAAAUGGGCGAAUUUGGUACAUUCACCAAGGAACAAGCUGCUACUGCUUGCACUCCACAUGAUAAGGGAGCGGAAGCGUUACUACCUAUCAAUAAGGAUCGCGAGAGAAGAAAGAAGAAGGCAAAGAAAGAUGGAAAACGAGGCGCUCCUAGUCCUAAUAGAGAAACUUAG